AGGAGAGAGAGAUGUGUCACUGUGGAACAAUAAAGGCCCCACCCACAGACCCAGUUUGCUGUCUCUGACAGGUUGAGUUCCACCCUGUAAACAGCCUCAAUCCUUUCAUUCGACCCUUUGUUUGUGAUUGAGCAUCUGAUUCUCAGUCCAUUUGGUGAAGCGAGAUUCAGACAGUGGGGUGACAGCACGAGAGCUCCCGCCUGUUUGGCUUUAUUUGAGCCCAUCACACCUCCACCAGCUGCCAUCCGUGGUCUGGCCCCAUUCAUCCAGGAAGAGAAAGAAGAACCUCCAGGACCAGCCACAGCCUAGUCAGCUGAAGAGAUGUCAAUGAUUGGGAGUUCCGAAGCAUUCCAGCCUGUGUCUCUGAAGCAAGAAGGAGAUGACCAACCCUCUGAGACUGAUAAGCUGUCCAUGGAGGACGGGGACCUAGUCAAGGACCCAGUGCCAAGCCAGAUUUCAAGACAGCCAAGUGUGACUGAAUCAACAUUCUACCCCAAUCCGUAUCACCGGCCUUAUAUCUCACGGAAGUACUUCGUUACACGGCCAGGAGCCAUUGAGACUGCCAUGGAAGAUUUGAAAUGCCACGUAACCAAGACUUCCGGAGAGACCAUUCAAGGCUUCUGGCUCUUGACAGAGAUAGACCACUGGAACAAUGAGAAGGAGAGGAUUUUGCUGGUCACAGACAAGACUCUCUUGAUCUGCAAAUAUGACUUUAUCAUGCUCAGCUGUGUGCAGUUGCAGCACAUUCCCCUGAGCGCUGUCUAUCGCGUCUGCCUGGGCAAGUUUGCGUUCCCUAGGAUGUCACUGGACAAGCGACAAGGAGAAGGCCUUAGGAUCUACUGGGGGAGUCCGGAGCAGCAAUCCCUACUGUCCCGCUGGAACCCAUGGUCCACUGAGGUGCCUUAUGCUACCUUCACUGAACACCCUAUGAAAUACACCAGUGAGAAGUUCCUUGAAACUUGCAAGUUGUCUGGGUUCAUGUCUAAGCUUGUUCCAGCUAUCCAGAAUGCCCACAAGAAUUCCACUGGAUCUGGAAGAGGAAAGGGACUGACGGUGUUAACUGAACCCAUUUUGAUUGAGACGUACACGGGGCUGAUGUCAUUCAUUGGAAACCGCAACAAACUUGGCUAUUCCCUUGCCCGUGGGAGUAUUGGUUUUUGAGACUCUUUCAUGUAUAAGUACCUCAUCCACAGGUAAAUCGUAAUUAAAGAUUCUGUUUCAGGUCA
Molecule: messenger RNA, 1226 nt
Organism: Equus caballus (horse)
Lineage: Eukaryota; Metazoa; Chordata; Mammalia; Perissodactyla; Equidae
Gene: TPRG1
Product: tumor protein p63 regulated 1
Cellular component (GO): cytoplasm
Source: RefSeq, a predicted model, not a curated record